AUGGCGGUCUCAGCUCUUCUCAGGGUACUGAGGCACCGAGGGGUUCUGUAUAAUGGGCGGAGGUGGCUGUCGGGGAAGGACAGGGGGGAGAUAAACACUCUGCUGGAGGAAGCUUAUACAGACCAGAAUGAAGAGGAGGCGGAGAGCCACAGAGCAGGCAGGAGGUCAUCCACUGAAACCACAGUCCUCCUCUUCCCAGGGCAGGGAAGCCAAGCAGUGGGCAUGGCUGGUGGGCUCCUCAUGUACCCCAGUGUCAGGGAGAUGUUCCUGACUGCCCACAAGGUUCUGGGCUACGACCUCUUGAACCUGUGUCUCCAGGGCCCCGCUGAAGUGCUGAACAAGACCAUCCAUUGCCAGCCUGCUAUGUUUGUCACUUGUAUGGCUGCCACUGAGAAGCUGACCCAGGAAAACCCGGCUGCUCUAGAGAACUGUGUUGCAGUGGCAGGAUUCAGUGUCGGUGAAUUUGCCGCACUUGUGUGUGCUGGUGCUUUAGAAUUUACAGAAGCUCUGUAUGCAGUAAAAGUGAGGGCAGAAGCCAUGCAGAAGGCAUCUGAAGCAGUACAGAGUGGUAUGCUGUCUGUGAUUGGGAACUUCAAGACAAAAUACAGCACAGCCUGCGCUGAGGCCCAUGACCACUGUCUUACUUUGGGCAUUAAGGACCCAGUGUGCGAGGUGGCCAAUUACCUGUUUCCAAAUGGCAAAGUGAUUGCAGGACAUAUGGAGGCCAUUCGGUUCCUUCAAAACAAUUCUCACAAAUAUAACUUUUUACGGACUAAGCUGCUGCCAGUGAGUGGCGCCUUUCACACCCGUCUAAUGGAACCUGCUGUGGAACCUCUGGCAGAAGCACUGAAGGGUUUGACAUUCAAGGCACCUAUAGUAAGUGUUUACUGUAAUGUUGAUGGAAGGAAGUACAAGCAAAGCCAAGGCAUUGCACAUCUUCUUGUGAACCAACUGGUGUCCCCUGUGAAAUGGGAGCAGAUCAUGCACAACAUCUAUGAAAGAAAAAAAGGAAAGGACUUUCCACAGACUUUUGAACUUGGACCAGGCCAGCAAAUGGGAACAGUUCUGAAAAGUUGUAAUCUAAAGGCAUGGAGGUCAUAUACACAAGUAGAUGUUUUUGAAAAAGAUUCAGAGGUGGACUGA
Staurois parvus is the source of this 1143-nucleotide messenger RNA. The record is from the annotation of a GenBank genome assembly. NCBI's taxonomy places the organism in Eukaryota, Metazoa, Chordata, Amphibia, Anura, Ranidae.